This is a messenger RNA of Microplitis demolitor, 7771 nucleotides long. It is a transcript of the gene Ret, whose product is annotated as proto-oncogene tyrosine-protein kinase receptor Ret. The transcript is spliced from 20 exons. The record is from RefSeq and is a predicted model, not a curated record. Gene Ontology annotation, biological process: positive regulation of kinase activity; multicellular organism development; protein phosphorylation. Gene Ontology annotation, cellular component: signaling receptor complex; axon. Gene Ontology annotation, molecular function: ATP binding; transmembrane receptor protein tyrosine kinase activity. Lineage: Eukaryota; Metazoa; Arthropoda; Insecta; Hymenoptera; Braconidae. The coding region runs from base 567 to 4244 and encodes 1225 amino acids.
CGCGUCGCGACGGCGUUUGAUUAUACGCGCGGUAAAAUAUCAAAGAUACCGGUUCAACGCGCGCUUCAUUCAAAUUAAAUUUAUAAAAAUAUUAUUUAUGUAUUAAAACUUUUUUAAUUCGUUGCAUAAACGAUCAAUUAAAGUGAAUGUAUGUUUAUUAUUUUAAAAAAUUUUAAUUAGUGCUUUGAUGUAUUUGUGUCUUCAAUUUCAAUAUGAUUGUGAUGUUUUAUUGUUAAUCAAUGAGUGACCACAAUUUUUAUUUUUAUUUACUCGCAAAGAAACUUAUUCUCAAUAAACGAAAUGAAACAAGAAUCAACAUGUCACCGAGUGCAAAAGAGCAGUUAGGUUGCAAAAUUAAUCGAGUUGCAACGAUGAAUAAUUAAUUAACAAACGCUGAUUUACAUUCGAUGGGACAACAAAUCUGACUAAACCACGCACUGCAAUCUGCACUCGUUUACCCCUUCCAUAACUUUCUCGUUGCAGACAAAAAAAAAAGAAAAAAAAUUAAUCAAUUAAACUGCAACUUAAAAUACUAAAAAAAAAGUUUAAUUGAAAGAAAAACAAACAUGGAAUCGAGUAACGGAAAAAAGGAAGUUAAAACGCAGCUGGUUUUACUGUUUUUAUUGUUGACACUUUUCACGACAUUUGGAUCAGCACUAUAUUUUCCACAAUCAGAGUUAACAUUGCGACUUCCAUAUUUCGUAACAAAUGAUGAAACUUUAGAAACAGAACUUACCCUUCUUAUUUUACGAACUCUACCUAACGACUCUAUUACAUCAAAAAGUCCAAAAUAUAAAAUCGUCUCUGAAACUGAUGAAUAUGUAAGAUUAGUUGAUGGAAUUGGUGAAAUUGUUUAUGAUCUUCGAUCACUAACAAAAAAAGCAGACACUUCAAAAGCAAUUAUAAUACAAGCUCAAGAAGAAGGAAGUGAGGCAAAAAUGGAAAUCAAAAUUCUGCCAAUCGAAGGGAAUAAAGGAAUAAUAAAUUGUACUGAACUUACGAAAGACAUGUGUUUUUGGAAUGUAUCAAAGUAUAGAAUUUAUGAAAAUCAACCUGCGACAAUGCUUGGAAGACUCAGUUCACCUGCCUAUAAAACACUAUGUCCAAAUUACCACGUAACCCAAUAUGAAUUACUUAAUGGAACAGAAUACUUUCAUAUUGUAAAUGAAGAUUUUUAUUCAAAUGCUUUAUUAGACAGAGAUACUGUGGAUUAUCCCGGUGGUCCGGGUGCUCAUGUGGAAGUUCAAGUUAAAUGUGUUGUACGAAAUGAAAACUCUGGAAUACAGUACUCACAUGAAACAAAUCUUGAUAUUGACAUCCUGGAUUUAGAUGACAAUCCACCUAUAGCACAGAUUAGUAACAACGUCGAGAUAACGCUACGGGAUUUUACAGCAAACACAAGACUGGAUGACAAUGAUUUAAUGGUAAAAGAUGCUGAUUCAAAUGCAAGCAAUACAUAUACUGUUAAAAUAUUAGGCGAUAUUCACAAUGCAUUAUAUAUUACAUACGAUGCUAUAUCUGUUGAUUAUUCAAAUCCCGAAACACCACCGACAACUGCAAUAUACACAAGAGUGUAUUCACGUACAACUUUACUUCCAAAAUCACCUUACAAAGUAAUAUUACAAGUAACUGAUGAAUCAUUGAUUCCUGGGAAAGGAGAAAAAUCCGUAAAUAUUACAUUGUCUUUCAUUGGACCACAGCAUCAUCUAACUUCAACGACAACGGCAAUACCACCAAAGAAGCCAAUUUCUUUUCCCAGUAGUGUAACAAUAUCUCGUCAUUCUCUACAAUAUUUUCGAGUCACCCAACCGUAUUUUAAACCACCAUCAAAAUUUAACUUUAGCAUUUUGAAUUCGAAAAUUUUUAAUGUCACUACCAAAGGUGGUAUUGUUUACGUUACUAAUUCUUCUUUACUACAAGCAGCUUCUUCAAAAACUUCUUUAACGAUUCAAUGGAAUACACCAGGGCACAAAUUAUUUACAGCUUCAUUGACAUUAUACAUAAUGAAUACAUCAACUGUACUCGUAAACACUAGUUGUGCUAAUCAAACUACAGCAAUACACUCGUGUGCAAAUGCCAUGACACGAAAAUCGUGCGAGUCGCAAUGCGGAAUUGGUGGUGGUUCACUAAGCAAUUCUACUACAAGUGAGUGCAUUUGGAGAUCAAACAAUGCUGUUAAUUCAGCAAUGAUGACUGAACGUUAUGAAACAUGUACUGCGGAUUUAGUUCAUUGCCCAGACAACAUUUGCGAUGAAUUGGAACAUCUGGAUCCACGGAUAUGUCCUCAAGACUGUACUAUUGAAUCGGAGGUGCACUUUGGUGAAAUGAAUCGAGGUGGCAGAGGAAUAAAAAGUGGUCUCGGCACGUGUUCAUGCAAUGAUAUGAUGCAGUGUACAUGCGGACCUGUAUCUUUUCGUAAAAUAAGCUCUGGCGAUAGUUCAGGAGCUGGUGGUGCUUACGGGAGUGGCAAUAAAGAAGUGGCUAGAUCGAAAAAGGAACGUCAAAAAGAGGCAGCUAUAUCGGAUGCUCAUAAAGUAGCGUCAACAAAUACUUGUGGUCCGGCGUGUUUAAUUGGUGCUGUCGGAGCCAGUUUCUUUGUUCUCUUGGUUUUUGGAGCUUUUGUCAUGUGGAGAUAUAGAACUAUUGGGAAAAGUUCAAGACGUGAGUGCAAGCACCGAUCAGAUGACAUGAAUAAUGGUCUUGGAAUUCUUCCAUUGGACUACUUAGACCGCGGAGAUGGACACCUUAUCAGUGUCGAUUCAUUUGCUGCUACUAAUCGAAGUCUGCUUCUUCCGAAAUCAUCACCACCGGAUCCUAAAUGGGAGUUUUCAAGAUCAAGAUUAACAAUCGAGCAAGUGUUGGGCGAAGGUGAAUUCGGCAGAGUAUUACGAGCUAAAGCUGUUGAUAUUGGAGGUUGGCCAGGACCGACAACUGUCGCUGUAAAAACACUAAAAGAAGAUGCAAGUGGAUCUGAACUUGCUGAUCUUCUUUCCGAAUAUCAACUACUUAAAGAAGCGCAACAUCCGAACGUUAUUAGAUUACUUGGUGCUUGUACAUCGCCUGGAGGCCCAGUCUAUUUGAUUAUCGAAUUCGCUGAAUUUGGUUCAUUGAGAAAUUAUUUAAGAAGAAGCCGUCACCUUGAAUCAGAAGGACGUGUUCCUUGUUCAACAUCUUUAUUAUCUGCAUCGCCUGGCAACACACAUGAAGAAUUACAAGAUACUUCGUUAAAUUACACAAUAACUCCUCAUGAUAUACUUUCCUUUGCUUGGCAGAUCAGCAAAGGAAUGGCGUACUUGGCUGACAUUAAAUUAGUGCAUCGCGAUCUUGCUGCCAGAAAUGUUCUGCUUGCAACUGGUAAAGUUUGCAAAAUUUCUGACUUCGGACUGACUCGAGAUGUUUACGAGGAUGAUGCAUAUUUGAAACGAAGUAAAGGAAGAGUACCGGUUAAGUGGAUGGCCCCCGAAUCUCUUGCUGAUCAUGUGUACACGAGUAAAUCGGAUGUAUGGAGCUUUGGAGUGCUUUUAUGGGAAUUAGUAACGCUUGGUGCUUCGCCUUACCCAGGUGUAGAUGUUCAUAAUCUGUACAAUCUACUCAAAGCCGGAUAUCGAAUGGAGAGGCCUGCUAAUUGUUCUUCACAAUUAUACAAAUUAAUGGUUUCGUGUUGGCAUGAUGAACCCGGUAUGAGGCCCUCAUUUAAAGAACUUACUUGUCAAUGGGAACGUAUGCUUGAGGAUGGUGUUGAGUAUCUUGAUUUAAAUCCUCGAACUGUUCAUAAUCAAGCUUAUUUUGCGUCACUUCAUGCACUUGAUAGUCCAACUAGUACAAGUAAUGAAGGAAUAAUAAGCGGCAACUUUAGUACUUUUCGUACAGAAGCAGUUAACUACCUCAGUAAACCAUCGGCAGAGCCUAUAACAAAAUGUGAUAAAAUCGAUAAACUUCAAGCUCUUUGGCAAGAUCCAAUUUGUACCUUUCCAGAAGAACCAUUAAAAACGACUUAUGUCAAUGAACGACCGGAUAAUUUGAAUGUUAAUCAUUAUGAAAGUCCUAUUAAAUUACGUAGAGUAAGUGUGACGAGUAAUUGUGAAAAUAAUUUAAAAACACCUACAAAGGAUCGGCCUCAAUCUUACAUCGAUAUGCAGGGAAAAAAAACCGAUAACACUAAAGAUCAAAAUGAUUUAUUAUUAUUCAAUAAUGUUAAUCAUAAUAAUGAUAAAAUAAAUAUAACGAACGAUUUUACAAAAUGAAAUUACAAAUAGUAAUAAAUAGAGAUGCUGUGCGAAUAGUGUAUCAAUUGAAUCGAAUAUAACUACACUGUAAUGAAGAAGUGUUGAAAAUGAACCAAUUUAUCACCGUGUGGUGUUAGAAUGAAAUAAAACCGGUGUAGCCGGUAUAAUUUGACGGUGUUAAAAUACCGGUGUUAAAUCGGUGUAGAAAAAAUUCGACGUAUAGAAGUUAGAAAAAUAAAUGUAUUAUGAAAAUCUGAGAACCACCUGACUCUGCGGGCCUGUCCUAAAACUUCCAGCUGUUUCCGAGUUCAGUGAGCUUGGAAACAUUAUUACUUAUAAAUUUUGAGCUCAUCGAGCUCAAAAAUUUUUUAGGCCGGUAAAACAUACCUUCACUGAAAAAUCAUAAUUUUUGUCCAACGAUAUCUUUGGAUGAAAUGAACCGAUUUGAACGUUCUUAGUGGCAAUCGAAAGAGCUCAACCAGACUUAAAACUGUUCACAUUUUCAGGUGAAUCGGGCAAGUUGUUUAUAAGUUAUACGUAAAAAACCAAAAACAAAAAAAAUUUUUUAUUUUUAUUCUUCGUACAACUUGUAAACUACAUGACCGAUCUACCCCAAAAUCUAAUCAAUGGUUCCAUGACAACUGAUCCCACAGACUAGGUCCAACUGACAACUGGCCCAACUCACACACACACGGACGUCCAUCCAGGAAUAGUCAGAAUAGCUUCCUAGAGCCACAAAACGUCAAGAUCUGAUAGAAAUUCGAUUUUCGAAAAUCGGAUCGAAACCAAUAACUUCACGAAUUUUUAAAAAUUUUCAAUUUUCUUAGCGGGAAAUUAAAAAUAUAAAAAUUUAAUGAAUAUUAUCUGAAGGAAAUUUCAAUUUUACUAUAUACUUUUAUAAAUAAUUAUUUAUGUUAUACGUAAUUCAUUUAAAAAUUACACAAUUUUUCAUCCACCAUUUUAAUCACCAGUGAUUUAAUUAAUUUACAACAAUACUGUUUAACUGUCGUGACCGAGUAAGUAAAAAUGUUCACAAAGUAAAAUAUAUUCAACACCUAAAAAUAUUUUAACACCGGCAAAUAAUAUUUACACCAGCGGCGGUAUUAUUUUAAUACCGCUUUCAGUGUUGAAAUUUAACACCUACACCGCCUGGAAUUACCCCGUUUUUUUUCUGUAGUUUAUUAAAUAAUUUGAAUUAUUCGUAAAUUUUAGAAUUAUUCGAAGAAUCCGAAACAUCCGAAUUAUUCCUAAAUUUUCACAUUAUUCAAUUAAAAUUCGGAUAUUCAAACAUAAAAUUUAUAUCUAACUUGUGAUUAACUCGAAAAAUUACGAAUACUUCGAAUUUUUUAAUAAUUUGAAAAUACCCAAAAUUCAAAAAUUUACGAUUACAUAAUCGGAAAACUUACGAAUAUUCAAAUUAUUUGUAAAUUCAAAAUUCAAAUUAAUUGAUUCGAAUUUCGAUUACUACUCGAUUCGACACAAAUAAUUUGUGAGCUCGCAUUCGCACACUCUUAGUAAUAAAUUAAUGGGGCAAUUAUUUAAUCAAAAUGUAUAUAAAAAAUAGUUUUUUAAAAAGCUAAUUACAAACAGUUGUAAAUGAUUAAAAAAUAUGAUGAUGAUGAUCAUACAAGAAGAAAUAAUUGCAAUGUUUGUUUAAUGUAAACUUGGACCAAAGUGAAAAAUGAAAUAGAUGAUGUAUACCAAAGGAAUAAAUAAUUAAUCUUGCCAUAUUUUUGAGUAAUAUAUUUAUAUCGGUAAAAUCAACAAUAUAUUUAUGAUAAAUAGAUGAAGUAAUAAUUAAUUUCUCUACUAAAUUUAUAAAUAUAAUACAAAUAACAUCACUUAUAUGCUGCAAUAUAUGUUAUUUGAGCUUCUUAUAUAUUAUUAACUAUCAAAAACCAAACCAAUGAUUUAUAUAAAAUUAAUAAAAGAAUAUUACAGUUUAUUUAAUUAACCAAAGUAAACUUAUAUAAAUAUUUCAUGAGAUUGCAAUAAGUGAGAUCGACGGACUGAGAUUAAAUGAACAGGAAUGAAAAGCUUGAUGAAAAUAAUUGUAUUGAUCUAAUUAAAUCUCUGAAGGUUAAAGAGUAUUAAACAGAAAAAAAUUUCAAGUUUUUGUUUUUCUACUCAUUUACGAAACAGCAUCAGAAUCAUAAUGCCUAGUAUUUUAGAGUUUUUAAGAUAUCUUUGAAUAAUUAAUAUGAAAAAAUACUUAUUAGAGUCCUGGCAGAUCCAAAAUACGGUAACGUCCCGUAAAAUAUGAUAUUCCUACGGCAAAUUAUGGCAUUUUACAGUAAUGACGGUAAUUUAUGGUAUUUUACGGCGAAUUAUGAUAAAAUGCAGCUAUUUACCGCAUUUGCAGAAUUAAUGCCAUAAGCACAGUAUGCUUUUUUAUUUUUUGAGUUUAGGCGGUGCAAUACUUCACUUUACGGUAAAAUAUGGCAAGUUUGCCAAAAUUUUACGGUAAGUUGCCGCUCUCUUAUUGCAGUGGUACGAUAAAAAUACAGUGAUUUACCAUAAAAUACCGCGCGCUUACUGUUAAAUACCGUAUUUUACUGAAAAAUACCGUCAUUCUUCCGAACGCCGUAAAUUACGACAAAUUACGGUAAGUACCGCAAUUCGGAUCCGUCAGAAAGGAAUGUAAACUCAAUUUGGAAAAAAGUAAAAGAUUUAUAAAAAUUUUUUUAAUGCCAAGUUUUGUCAAAAGCAAUACGUAUUUAAUUCAAAACACUAUGAAUAGAAUGACAUAUUUGUAUUUUUACGAGAAUUUUUUUUUCUUUUCAAAAAUAGUCCACAUCUACUAUUCUUGUUUAAUAAUUUGCUAAAGGUGUUAGUAACUGUUCAAGUAUUUUCUUUUGAAUAUAGCAGUUUCGUCUCAGUAUAAUAUCAAGCUCUUCAGUAUACCUCAAUGUACACUUGCUAUGCAUGUGGACUAUUUGUGAAGAGAAAAAAUAUUUUCGAAAAAAUACAAAUAUGUAAUUCUAUUCAUAUUUUUGAAUAUAAUACGUAUUGCUUUUGACCAAACUUUGCAUUAAAAAAAUUUUUAUAAUUUAUAGUGAUGGUCGUUAAAAUUAUCAGUAAAAGAUUUAUUCACAAAUGAAUUACAAAAAAACCAAAAUUUGUAGUGCAUACUUUAAAAAAAAAAAAAACACACACACACACACACACACACACACACACACACAUAAUAAUAAUAAUAAUAAAUGAAAAAUUGAUUCUGAUGGCGGUCACAUCUUUUGAGAUUUUGAAUGAGAUUCAAUUACGGUAAAAAAUGAUUAAUUGGAUAAAAAACAAGAUUUCAUGAUUGAUGUGUACAUAUGAUACGAGAUGAAGCAAGUGCAUGUGUGUUUUUAAUUAAAAAUAAAUCUAAGGCUUUUUUAAAAAUAUUAGGUUAGAGUUUAUCAUAAGUAAUUAGUUAUUUAUAAGAGACUGUGUUAUAUGUACCUUAAUUAUAUAUUUAUGUUGUAAUAAUUUGUAAUUAUACAUACUUCGCCAUUCCAUUAUUGUACCAAGUUACAUUUUGUUUUUCAUUAUAUUGUAAAGUU